Molecule: messenger RNA, 1478 nt
Organism: Lytechinus variegatus (green sea urchin)
Lineage: Eukaryota; Metazoa; Echinodermata; Echinoidea; Temnopleuroida; Toxopneustidae
Product: general transcription factor IIH subunit 3-like
Exons: 12
Coding region: 77-1012 (311 amino acids)
Biological process (GO): regulation of DNA-templated transcription; nucleotide-excision repair
Cellular component (GO): transcription factor TFIIH holo complex; transcription factor TFIIH core complex
Source: RefSeq, a predicted model, not a curated record
GGUACCGUCCGUACCACAUGUCGCCGGAUUUGUUUUUCUAUUCUAACCUGUCUAGGUCUGUUUUACCAGUUAAAAGAUGUCUUCUACAGAUGAGGAAGAUGUGGGAAAUCUGGUUGUCAUAGUGAUUGAUGUCAAUCCAGUUUGGUGGGGGAAACGGAGCCAUCAUAAACAACAGAAAGAUGUUUUAGCAAUAAGCCAGUGCAUGGAUUCUGUGAUGGUGUUUGUCAAUUCACAUCUUAUGAUGGAUAGACGCAACAAAGUAGCCCUCAUUGCAAGUCACACUAAUGAAAGCCGGUUCUUGUACCCAAAGAAGACAAGUGAUUCGCUGGACGAUGUCGAUGAUCAGAGGGAGCAAGAUGAGAUGAAUUCUGAUGGAAAGUAUGAAGUCUUUGCUUCUAUCAAUGAUGUAGUCAUGGAGGAACUUAAGAACUUGGUAGAUGAAAACCCAAUGGUAUCACAUACUGAUACCCUUCUGGCUGGAUCUUUGGCGAUGGCACUGUGCUAUAUUCAUAGAGUUGAAAAAGAAUGUUCAGUUGGAGAAAAGAUCAAGUCUAGAAUCCUUGUACUCAAAGCAGCUGAUGAUAGUGCAUCACAGUACAUGAACUUUAUGAAUGUCACCUUCACAGCACAGAAACAGAACAUUCCUAUCGAUGCAUGUAUCCUUGAUAAGGAUUCCAGUCUCUUACAGCAGGCUUGUGAUAUUACAGGAGGGAAAUAUCUCAAAGUCCUCACAACAACAGGACUACUACAAUACCUACUGUGGGUAUAUCUACCUUCUCCUAGCCUAAGAGAGAGCCUAGUCUUACCACCAGCCAUCCAUGUUGAUUAUAGGGCAGCAUGUUUCUGCCAUCGAACCCUAAUUGAUGUUGGUUAUGUUUGUUCUGUCUGCCUUUCCAUUUUCUGCACCUAUAGUCCCAUCUGUUCAACAUGCCAUACGGCCUUCAGGAUCAAGGGUGCUCCUUCCAAGAUGAAAAGGAAAAAGAAAUCAUCUGCUGUAACUUCUAUAACAUGAAAUGAACAUGUGGGAUCCAUGAGUGACAUUUCAGAAAAGCAAUAUAUUCAAAUGCAUAGGAGUGGGUACUGGUCAACUGGAGGCUCAGAGAGGGAGCUUUUUGUAGGACAACAAUGUAGAAUAUCAUCUUCGAAUUUGGAAUUUGUAUAGUGAAGAGAAAUGACCAAGAGGACAUAAAUGUAUUUGUGAAGAGGAUUUGCUCAAUUUCUUGCAACUGAUGUAUUUGUCAUCCAAGAAAAAUGUCUUGAUUCUGGCCUACUGUGAAACAUUUGAGUACACAUACUUUGUAUCAGCAAGAAAUGCUGGAUAAUAAUGAUGGAAUCAAUGGACAGAGGUUGUCCUGCUUCAAGAUGGAGGAACAGAAAACUCAUUCUUAUUAUUGUUUUACAAGUUUGUGGAAACAUGUGGCUCUCAAAAUCAGUUAUUCAUUUGACUCUCGUAACAGUAAAUUAAAUCUUUGUCAAUA